AUAUCUUUUCAUCACGACUUUUACAUGUAUAUUGGCUGAAAUGUCUAUAUGUCUGUAUUUAUAUGACUCAAACAACAUAAAGAGAUGUCCUGAAACCCUGAAAGUCCAAAACCAUAAAAUAUUUCAGACCCCUGCUCUCUCCUAUCCCUUCCAUCUUUUUUUCCCUUGAUUCUUUUGUUAUUCGUCUUCUUGAUCGAUCUCUCCAUGUCGGAUCAUGGAUUCAGAGACUUUUGCUACCAUGGGGGUGCAUUCAACAAUAUUGAUCAUGAUCAGCAAAGUUAUGGUGGUGAAACUGAUCACAUGUACAGGGUUUCAUCGUCCUCCAUUGAUCCUUCCUACAUGAGCUUCACCGAUUGCUUACACAGUACUUCCAUGGACUACGGUUCACUUGAGAAAGCUUUCGGUCUGUCACCUACGUCGUCGGAAGUGUUUUCUUCCGUCGAAGGCGGCAAUCGGACAAUGAUGAAGCAGCACGUUGGGGCGGAUGAAUUAGGAGGCAAUACCGGUGAAGUUACGGCGACUCUUAAUUCUUAUGUUUCUUCUUCAUCAAGUGAGGCUGGUUGCGAAGAAGAUUCAGACAAGAGUAAGAAAGAUGGGCAGCCAAAAGGAUCGGACGAUGGCGGUGAAAGCUCAAAGAAAGGAAACAAAGCGAAAAUGAAAGGGGAGAAGAAGCAAAGAGAACCACGAUUUGCUUUCGUAACUAAAAGUGAAGUUGAUCAGUUAGAAGACGGGUAUAGAUGGAGAAAAUAUGGACAAAAAGCUGUGAAAAACAGUCCAUACCCGAGAAGCUACUACAGGUGCACUACUCAGAAGUGCACGGUGAAGAAAAGAGUAGAGAGGUCAUUCCAGGAUCCGUCCACUGUGAUCACAACAUACGAAGGUCAACACAACCACCCACUUCCGACAACACUGAGGGGAAGCGCAGCUGGGUUGUUCCCACCUUCCAUGUUAACCCCAUCGCCACUGGGGAGACCAAGCUUCCCGCACGAGUUGCUCAUGCAGAUGCCUAGCUAUCAUCAUCAGAUGAAUAACCAAGCACCCGCUGGUUCAAUGUUUGCCGAAAACUUUAGCCCUUUUCAUCAGUACGUCCAUCAACACCAGGUUCCUGACUAUGGACUUCUUCAAGACAUGGUUCCUUCCACGUUCCUUAAACAUGAACCAUGAGUCUCCACUCGCUUAAUUACAUCAUCUUUUUACGCCUUGUGUGUGUACAUAUUUAUAUUAUAUAUUUAGGAUUUAACUACUUUUUCAUCAAAUUGAACUUCUCUCUAGAGCCUAUGAAUUAUUAUUCAAUUACUGGUCUCGAAAGGCCUAACAUUCAAGGACUAGAUGGGGAGUAGGAUUUCUUCUUUUUUUUUUAUUCUUCUUGAAACUUGGUUUUGAGUCUGUAACAAACAUUUAGAGGUAAAAGCUUCUUUGAUAGGGGGGAUGUGGAGGUGAAGGUCAGAUAUAAUAUGGUUGAUUUUUGAAGAACAAGAAACCUAGUAUUAAGAGGAUUUGCAGGCUUGUAAUACUGGAUUAAUUAAACUGCAUUUUAUAUGCGUAGUUGUAUUAUAUAUCAUUAUCCUUGAUGGCAUUAUUAGUGAAGAAUUUGAGCAUUACAUAUA
Molecule: messenger RNA, 1607 nt
Organism: Gossypium raimondii (Peruvian cotton)
Lineage: Eukaryota; Viridiplantae; Streptophyta; Magnoliopsida; Malvales; Malvaceae
Product: WRKY transcription factor 71
Exons: 3
Coding region: 205-1164 (319 amino acids)
Biological process (GO): regulation of DNA-templated transcription
Molecular function (GO): DNA-binding transcription factor activity; sequence-specific DNA binding
Source: RefSeq, a predicted model, not a curated record